CGGGCUCGGAACCGGCCUCACCGGUCCCACGCAGCACGGACUCAACAUCCAGUGCUGCCGUCGGCCUCUUGGCCGAAUUCCAAACCUGAGCCCUGUUCUGGAGCUGCGCCAGGCGGAGCAGGAAGCAUUUCCCUCCAGGAGCAGCCAGCAUGCCAGUGUCAAGAAUGCGCAUGAGGCCCUGGCUGGAAUUGCAGAUUGAUUCCAAUCAAAUACCAGGACUGAUAUGGAUUAACAAGGAUAAGAGGAUAUUUCAAAUCCCAUGGAAACAUGCAGCUAAGCAUGGCUGGGACAUGGAGAAGGAUGCCUGCCUUUUCAGGAGUUGGGCCAUUCAUACAGGAAGGUAUAAAGAAGGUGAGAAAAAUCCUGAUCCAAAAACCUGGAAGGCAAAUUUCCGCUGUGCCAUGAAUUCCCUGCCUGACAUCGAAGAAAUGAAGGAUAAAAGCAUCAACAGGGGCUCCAGUGCUGUCAGGGUUUACAGGAUGCUGCCACCCUUGACAAAGCAUCAGAAGAAAGAGAGGAAGUCGAAGUCUUCAAGAGAAGUAAGAAACAAGAGCAAGAGAAAGUGUUAUGAAGAGACAAUGCUGAAAGAGUCAGCAGAAACCUUAACCAGCACUCCUUUGCCAGAUGACCACAGUGGCUACACCAUUCACAGUUAUGCAGGGCAGGAAGUGGAGGUGGAGAACACAGCCAUCACCUUAGACCUGUCCUCCUGCGAGGUGAGCGGCUCCCUGACCGACUGGAGGCCAGCAAUGGAGGUCACCAUGGCUGACAGCACCAAUGACCUCUACCAGCUCCAGGUGUCUCCCCUGGCUUCGUCCUCCGAAGUCACAGAUGAAGAUGAAGAGGAAAUAAAUCCAGAUAUUUUUAAGCUGCUUGGACCAGCCCAAGACUGGCACAACACCAGCAUUGGGGGGAAAGGCUUUCUCACCAAUGAGUCGGGCACCCAGACCCAGUGCAGCACCUACGGGUACAAGGAGCAGGACGGGGAUAUUGACACCACAUCAGGAGAGAUGGAUUUUAGGUUCUUUGACCAGAAAAGCAGCCUAGACUUCUCCUGGCUGGAUACAGUGAGGCCAACCAUGCAAGUCAUUCCCUGUGGAUUGUAAACCCUUGGCUUCCUCCAACCACAAACUGCUCUUGGAUAGAAACUUCAACAAGCUUGAAGAGAAUGGAAGAAAUUUUUUGUUACUGACUGAAGGAAGAAAGUAGCUUUUCUAUUCCGUUUCAGUUGUAGGCCUGGAAAUGUUAGCAUGAAGAACACCAUAAUCAAUGUUAAAGAGGAACCCCAUCUUGCUGUCAGGACUCCAGCAUUGAAGGUGCUCAGCUGCAGUUCCCUCCUCAUUGCUCUGGAGGUGAAGCUUUUGCUGGAGGCUGUCAGUGUGCCAUGGAGUCUGACCUGGUGGGGUACCACAAGCCUGGGGAGCAGGUUACCAUCCUCCCUGUGUGUGGUGUGACGAGCACUUUACCCACGGAGUGCUUAGAGGAGACACUGCAGAUAAGUCUCUGACCUGUUAGUUUUGAUUGCUGCUUGCCUGUGCAACACUGGUGACAUUGAGCUUAAAAACUGUCAUUACACUUUCACACAAAAAUUGUGCUAAUGGGCCAUCUCUUCUUCAAUUUACUCCUUCAUAUAGUUCAUCUUUCAGACCUUUCAAACUCUGUAAACAGACCAUUAAAAUGUGGAAAUUCA
This is a messenger RNA of Poecile atricapillus (Black-capped chickadee), 1690 nucleotides long. RefSeq names its product interferon regulatory factor 1 (gene IRF1). Bases 150 to 1106 code for a protein of 318 amino acids. The record is from RefSeq and is a predicted model, not a curated record. Gene Ontology annotation, biological process: regulation of transcription by RNA polymerase II; immune system process. Gene Ontology annotation, molecular function: RNA polymerase II cis-regulatory region sequence-specific DNA binding; DNA-binding transcription factor activity, RNA polymerase II-specific. The transcript is spliced from 10 exons. Lineage: Eukaryota; Metazoa; Chordata; Aves; Passeriformes; Paridae. Gene Ontology annotation, cellular component: nucleus.